CAUUUGUUCAUGAAAUGUCUUUGUAUUGAUGAAAGACAUUGUAAAUCGAAGAACAUUUAUUCCGUUGAGAUUCCGUCUAAGUAGUCUAGGGGCCACAAUUGCGUCGAAGGUCAUUUCCAUUUACUUGUGCCCUGUUUUAACUGCUAUAUCAGUUACAUAUCCACAAGGCCUCGUGUAUGCGAAAGAGUGACAAGUAAAAACGCGAUAUCGCUAAGAAAUAUGGAUAAGAAUACACAUGAAAAAACAUCUGGGAAACUCCGCCGGCGGUGUCACUCACUACCUUCCUUGAAGAUAUUAAGUAAGGUUCGUGAAGAGAGCCAUAUAUUAGGCGAGAACAUUCAUCGCAGCAUCUCUCGAAGUUCCAAAGUCAAGCAUCUUCCCUCGACUCUUCCGCAGUACCUGGCUACUGUUAGAGGUUCGCGAUUAGUCUCUCAACCCGAAGACGAAGACUACGAUAGUGACGAGGAAGAUCGCAAAAACGGCGUUCCUAUCAUAGUGACAGAGAACCGCGGUUGCAAGUUUAACCCUACCAUGACAACGAACGUUUCCCGUGAAAUAAGAGAAAAGUUGGAGAAAAAGAGAAAGCUCCAGGAGCUCCAGGCUAUCGCUGAGCCGAGAUAUCUUCAAGCUCGUGCACGGUACUUUGAGAGGCGUGGACUGGAUUGGGACAUCCAGGUGUGGUCAAAUUUCUUCAGGCUUGAAGACAACUACUUCAAGAUAACUGAUAAAAUUUAUAACAUAGAAUGUGAAAUAACCAACCUCGAAGCAAAGCUCUCUAGCUUUACUACGAACCACAUUUUUAAUCGGAAAACCGGCCACUGGAACAUUGAGGGAAAUGGUACUCGGACUUGGUUCUUAGAUGGUGGCGAUAAUAAACAGGAUACAUAGAUGGGAACCUUGAAGCUUUUUUGUCGAGGUGCCCUUAACUGACGCAAGUCUUCAGCCAGGGAUUAGAAGGUAUUAUGGUAUUCACAUGACCUGGUAGCCUACACUCAGAAUACAAAGCAUGAACAAUAUAUACAUAA
Messenger RNA from Annulohypoxylon truncatum, 1025 nucleotides. RefSeq lists its product as uncharacterized. NCBI's taxonomy places the organism in Eukaryota, Fungi, Ascomycota, Sordariomycetes, Xylariales, Hypoxylaceae. The transcript has a single exon. Bases 220 to 888 code for a protein of 222 amino acids. The record is from RefSeq and is a predicted model, not a curated record.